Messenger RNA from Vitis vinifera (wine grape), 1134 nucleotides. RefSeq lists its product as uncharacterized. Bases 61 to 765 code for a protein of 234 amino acids. NCBI's taxonomy places the organism in Eukaryota, Viridiplantae, Streptophyta, Magnoliopsida, Vitales, Vitaceae. The record is from RefSeq and is a predicted model, not a curated record. The transcript has 7 exons.
UGCGCAAGCAACAACUGAAGCGGUCACACACACACCACCCAUAGGCCGAAAAGGGCCCAAAUGAAUGAAAGAAGAUGUGUUGCACGCCCCAUUAAAAGUGCGGGAGCAUUUCUGGUAUUGGCGUUGGCCCUUGCAGUGGUAGCCCUAAUUCGACCCAGCGCUUGGAAAUUGGGGCUAAUUAUAACGUAUAAGUUCAAGGAGGAAGUACCCAUGCAAGCCUCACUGCUGAGCUUGGGUGCAAAACCACCACUAACAUCGCAUCAGAUCCGUGUGAAAUCGCUCUACACUCCCACCUCCUUCAACGAUCCUACAGAUUCUACCUCCAUGGCUGCUAUUCCUGCUCCCAAGUGGGCCCAGAAGACCAUCACUCUUCCUCCUCAGAGGCGAGGCUGUCACCACAUCACCCCUAAGAUAUUGAAGGAAAUUGGGCAAGACCUGUCAGGAUUCAAAUGUGGCCUUGCUCAUCUAUUCAUUCAGCACACAAGUGCUUCUCUGACUAUAAAUGAAAAUUACGACUCGGACGUUCGAGAUGACACUGAGACAUUCCUCAGCAAAAUAGUUCCAGAGGGAAGAUCUGCACCUUGGAAGCAUACACUGGAAGGUCCGGAUGACAUGCCAGCACACAUCAAAUCUUCAAUGUUUGGUUGCAGUCUCACGAUUCCAAUUACUGAUGGACAGCUAAACAUGGGAACUUGGCAGGCUGGAAGAAACUAUUAUGUAGCCAUAAGAGCUACAAUGAAAAUUCCCAAUGGAGAACAUGCUUAAAUUGAGCCUUUGCAUAGCGUCUUAAACCCUAUUGCUUUAGAUACUCCUGUACUGGUAAACUCAAGAAGUCAAAAACAACUUGGAACAUGGACACAUGUUCUAAGAAAGUUACUAACCUUUGAAUUUUGUUACCUGGAUUUGUGUUUUAGCUGUAUGCCCAAGGAAAGGUAUACACUCCGCAGGAUUAUUUUGUGUGGUGCCAAAGAUGUGAGGCAGAUGUCAUAAGCCUCAGGAGCAUGGCUUAACUUAUAAUAUAUGAUAUAAAUAUCUAUAAAUGUGUGCUUCAACAUUGUAGAUUUUCAUGGAAGGAUCUUGGGUGAAGAAUGGAUUCUAUUAGCCUAUUUUACAAUUGAAAUAGCUUAAUUUUAA